Chelmon rostratus (copperband butterflyfish) is the source of this 361-nucleotide messenger RNA. RefSeq names its product dr1-associated corepressor homolog. Bases 62 to 286 code for a protein of 74 amino acids. The transcript has 6 exons. NCBI's taxonomy places the organism in Eukaryota, Metazoa, Chordata, Actinopteri, Chaetodontiformes, Chaetodontidae. The record is from RefSeq and is a predicted model, not a curated record.
CGAGUCACUUCGAUUUCUGCACCAGGAAAAGUCUUUCUACUGAACUUGUCAACAAGACAAAAUGAGUGAACCCGGCGUAGAGGACAUGGAAAACAUGCCAGAGGAGGAGGAAGAGGAGGUAGAGGGAGAGGAGUGCUCAGGAUCAGAGUCAGAUGGGGAAGGACAUAAAAAGGAGAAAAAAGAAAAGAAAGGAGGAAAGGGACGUGGAGGCGAAAUGAGUGGAAACCGUGGUGGUCGUGGGAGUCCUAGAGGUCGUGGAGGCCGUGGAGGUCAGGGUGGCAGAUAAAUGAUGAAGAAAUCCUUGAAUGGCCAUUCUAUGAUAAUGACUUUAAAGAAUAAAAUACAUCUCUAAUAAACUAAU